GCAAUAAAGCACCUGUUUUGCAAGCAUGAAACCCAGAGUUCAAACCCCAGUCCUACCAAAAAAUAAAUUGAUAUUCCAGGAAUGAAGACUUACAGUUUUUGAUAAGGUUGCCAGAGCAAUCCAGUGUGGAAAGAAACAAAUGUUUACAAUAAAUGGUGCUUGUACAACUGGGUAUCUAUAUGCAAAAUCAUGUAGUAAGGACAGUAUUGAUAAUUGGUACCAAAAUAAUUGGCCAUCUUUCUGUAGGAAAAAAAAAAUUGACAUCAGUUACCCUCAAACCACAUGGCAAAAUACAUUCCAUGAAGUUAAAGCACUGCAACUGGAGUCCCAAGUACUGUGAUGGCCGAGUUGAGAUUACUGGAGUCCACAAGUUCCAGACCAGGGCCAUACCAUUAGUGGAAACACAGCAGUACUGUUACUGGAAAAAGAAAGAAAAAACAAGUGUUUAAACAUUGUAGAAGAAAAUUAGGAAAUUGUAUGAAAUGUAUAGUUUAUGGAGACUCUGCCUCCCUCCCACCAGUGCUGGGGAUGGAAUGCAGGGUCUUGGGUAUGCUAGGCAAGCAUUCUACUACUGAGCUAUCCAUUCCUAACCCUUGGUCUUUCGAGACAGGGUCUGGCUGUGUACCUCAGACUGGCCUCCAACUCACCAUCCUCCUGCCUCUGGAAUGCCCCGAUUACAGCUUCUGAUGCCAUGCCAGACAUGUGGAGACUUUUUUUUCUUUUUGGAUGGGACUGGGCUUUGAAUUCUGCUUCGUGCUUGAGUCAUGCCUCCAGUACAUUUUGCACUGGUUAUUUUGGAGAUGGGGGUCUCAGGAACUAUUUGCCCAGGCUGGACUCAAAUCUCCAGAUCUGUCUUCCCCAAUAGCUAGAUUACCGGUGUGAGCCACUAGUGCCCAGCUACAUGAACAAUUCUUGAUUAAAUACUAAUAAAUCAGUGCUUAAAAUAAAUUUAUUAAACUGUACGAAGGCCUGCCACUAAAAACCACAACAAACUGAUCACCAUAGAAACUUUAGAACCAUUUUUUGUUUUGUAUUACUAAUUAUUUUGGUGAUACUGGGGUUUGAAUUCAGGGCCUAGAACCAUUUUUGCAUAAAUGAAGAAUGGCUGGUAUCUGUUAUUUUACAACGUGGUAUAGGAAGUCCUGAAUUUAUGGUAAGAUCCGAGAAAUAGAAAUAGAAAUUCAGGGCUGGGGAUGUAGUUCAGUGGUAGAGUGCCUAGCAUGUGAGGCCCUAGGGUGCAUUUCCAGUACAGCAAGAAAAAAAUUCCCAAACCAGAAAUAUAUUUUUAAGAAGAAAACAAUUCAAAUUUGCAAGAAGUACCAGUACUAUGGAAACACAAAGAAUCAGUAGAGUGUAGCAUGUGUGAAGAUAAAAACAAAGACCUAAAGUGAAUUGAGUGGAGGGAUACAGACCAUUACAGGUUUAUACCGAGAGAACAAAUGCAAGUCCUCCAGGAACGUGGCGGAAUCAGGCAAAAAGCUUUCCUGAGCAUCCCGCGGGGGUAAUCCCCACCCCCAGUCUUGACCUUCAGUCCAUCCAGCUGUCCACUCAACGGGCUGGGCCCGGUCCCGCCUCCAGCCCCGCCCCCUCACCGCCGUAGUCCCGCCCACAGGCCUGGCGCUGAUCUCCACCGGGGCCUCUACAUUAGUUUCCGCCUCAGUCCCCGCCCACAAACGUAGCCCCGCCCACAGGCCUGGCGCUCACUUCCACCUCGGCCUCUGCAUUUGUUUCUGCCUCCAGCCCCGCCCCCAGGCUUCUAACCUCUUGCUGGGCCUCUGCAUCUGUUUCUGCCUCCAGCCUCAGCCCUAAAUCGACUUCGCGGCCGACCCCAUCCUCGAGAGAAGUUAACUAUAAUUUCUGUGCCUGAAGCGGUCCAAAGUAUUUCAGGUCGGACCCCGGAAUCCGGCCCUCAUAACCAAGGCAGCGGAAGUGACGUCACCAUGAGCUGCCCGUCUUUUCCGGUGUGGCUCCGAGUUCCCUCAGUGGUGGUCUGCCUGGAUACGGCUUUACUGAGGUUAGGUAAAGUGGCCGACCGGCAGUGGCAAGGGGGCGGUGAAAGUGCAGGUUUGUCCCUGGUGGCGGAGGAGCCUCGGUCGAGAGUCCGCGUCUCCGAGCGCUCGCGUCCGCCGGGGCCGCGCGGUGGGGUCCGAGACCGCUCUGGCUGUCGCUCCCACGGUGCGUGCUGUCUGGUGCGAUUUGGGGACUUGGCAUCCCUGCGCUUCCUCACAGGUUUUUCAGACACGGCGAUUGCCUUUCCAAAAGCCUCCAAAGCAAGCUUUUAGGUUUUCUUUCAGAAGGAAAAGAAUUCCCGCAGUUUGACUCACCGCGACUUCGCCCGACUUACGCCCUCUGCAUGGACCGGCGCGUCCCGGAAUACAAAUAACCCUAUGUCGAGAGGAGCCGAUUGCCACUGUUCACUUAGGUGCUUCAGUUUCCUGUACGUGUCCUAGGAAUCACAGAAGAGAGUGUUCUGCCUUAUAGGAUGGAAGCCAUCAGCUUGUCCCGUGGUGCUGCAUAAUCUCACAGUCACUAGUUUUAUCUGUGUGGGUUUAUUUUCUAGGGGCCCAACUUACUUCCAUGAAGACAAUAUGAAGGUAGAAAGGAUGGUGGCUGACUGCCAGGAGUCAGUGACCUUUGAGGAUGUGGCUGUGGACUUCACCCAGGAGGAGUGGGCUUUACUGGACAUAGCUCAGAGAAACCUAUAUAGAGAGGUGAUGCUGGAGAACUACCAGAACCUGGCCACAGUAGGAUUUCAGCUUGUCAAACCCAGCCUGAUAUCUUGUUUGGAAGCAGAAGAAGAGUUAAGGACAGUGGAGAGAGGUGUUCUCCAAAAAUGGGCAAUGCGACUUAACACCAAAGGGAUGGCAUCUUGGCAGGAUGCUUUUUGGUUAAAAACAGCUGAGAUAGAACAGGCAAGAAUUCACAAUGGAAAGGACUUCUAUGAAUGUAAGCCAUGUGUAGAAAUCUUCAAAGAACACUCAUGCCUUCUGACACACGUGGGUACUCCUAAUGGAGGGAACACUUGUGGUAGUGGUCAGUAUGAACAACACAACUUUCCUAAUCUGCAUAAGGAUACUUCUGCAGACAGACUUCCGGUAUUCAGUCAGUAUGGAAAAGACUUCAGUCUGACUCCAGGUGUUGCUUACCAGACCUCAUGUGUGCAAGCCAGGUCACUUGACUGUGGUAACUUUGGGCAGGACUUUAUUAGUCAGUCAUGCCUUUACCCACAGGGGAGGACUCACAGUGAAGACAGAUUUUUCCAAUGGAGGCAGAGUGAUGAUGCUUUUAACCCCUCUGUGGGCCACAUUGGGCCUGUUCAGACAUACGCUGGAAAAAAGUCCUAUGAAUGUAGGGAGUGUGGGAAAAGUUUUAAAUACUCUGCCAACCUUAAUAUUCAUAUGCGCACCCAUACAGGGGAAAAACCUUACCAGUGUAAGGAAUGCGGGAAAGCUUUUUCCAGGUGUUAUCCCCUAACUCAGCACUUAAAAACUCACACUGAAGAGAAGCCCUUUGAAUGUAAGGUUUGUGGAAAAUGCUUUAGAAAUUCCUCAUGCCUUAAUGAUCACUUUCGAGUUCACACUGGACUAAAACCCUAUAAAUGUAAGGACUGUGGCAAAGCCUUUACAGGGCGCUCUGGCCUCAGUAAACAUUUACCAACCCAUACUGGCGAGAAGCCGUAUGAAUGUAAGGAGUGUGGCAAAGCCUUCACUUCUACCUCGGGCCUCAUCAAGCAUAUGAAAAGUCACACGGGAGAGAGACCCUUUGAGUGUGACUACUGUGGGAAGGCUUUUGCUUCUUCUUCAACCCUCAUCACACACUUGAGAACACACACUGGAGAGAAGCCCUUUGAGUGUAAGGUGUGCGGGAAAGCGUUCACAUGUUCUUCUUAUCUCCGCAUUCACAUGCGGACUCACACCGGAGAGAAGCCCUAUCAGUGCAAGGAAUGCGGCAGGGCCUUCACUGAGCGCACGAGCCUUACUAAACACUUACGCACGCACACUGGAGAGAACCCCUUCGAGUGUACUGUGUGCGGGAAAGCGUUUGCAUGUUCUUCCUACCUUCACAAUCACAUUCGAACUCACACUGGAGAGAAACCGUAUGUGUGUAAGGAAUGUGGGAAGGCCUUCACGGUUUCCUCACACCUAAGUAAACAUGUUAGAAUUCACACGGGAGAGAAGCCCCAUAAAUGUGAGGAAUGUGGGAAGGCCUUUACUGUACGCUCAGGCCUCACUAAGCAUGUGCGAACGCACACUGGGGAGAAGCCCUAUGAUUGUAAGGAGUGCGGGAAGGCCUUCACCACUUCCUCAGGCCUCAUUGAACACAUAAGAAGUCACACGGGAGAGAAACCAUACGAAUGUGACCAGUGUGGGAAGGCCUUCGCCUCCUCCUCAUACCUUAUCGCACAUUUGAGAACUCACACUGGAGAGAAGCCCUUUGAGUGUAACAUGUGUGGGAAAGCGUUCACAUGUUCCUCCUACCUUCACAUCCACAUGCGAACGCACACUGGAGAGAAGCCCUAUGAAUGUAAGGAGUGUGGGAAGGCCUUCGCUGUUUACUCACACCUCAGUAAGCAUGUCAGAAUUCAUAGUGGAGAGAAAGCCUACAAGUGCAAGGAUUAUAGGCUAGCUUUCAGUGGUUCUCAUCUAACUGAGCACAUAGAGACCCUGGACAGAAGGCGCUUGGAUGAACGGAAUGAAGAAACUGUUUUAAGAAGUCCUCUUGCCUUAGCAAUGCACUCAGAUUCACAGUGGCAAGAAACCUUAUCAGUAUGAGCCACAUGUAAAGUAUUCCUUUGGCCCAGUUCACUUUAGAGACCUGAGAGGACUCAUUCUAAGAUGCCCCUUGAACUUAAGGAGUGUGGGUAAGCCAUCAGAGCCUGCUCACAGUCCUGCAAGAACUCACUGUGAAGCUGUGCGGUGUCAGAAACAUGGAAAACUCUCGCUGCCUCUUGGGAUCUCACUAACCAUGAGAUCUUCAAUGAAGAGGAACUCUGUAGCGUGGCAAAGCUGUAGUUCUGCUAAGUACUUGGGUGGUUGCCUCUAAUAUCACAAUGGAGAGAGACUUCAUGAAAGUAAGAAAUGUUGGAAAGUCAUUUUACCUUACCUUAUUCUAUAACCUUUAAUAAACAGACAUGAUUCACUCUAGAAGUUGUUCGUGUGUGGAAUAUGGGAAUUGUUUCUCUGUCCUUCAGUUUUGUAUGCUUCAGAGAUACAUGCCCUUAUUGGUGGUUUUAUAGACUUGUUUUGAACAGUUACACUUCAGUAUUUGAAAUGUGUUGAAUAUUUGUAUUUAUGACUUAAGUUUUAAAUAUCUAAUUUCUACUGUACUUAGUUUUUGUUUCCCUUUACUAAGAUGACUGAUAACUAAAAUUGUAUAUAUUUAGGGUAAACAACCUGAUGUGGAAUAUAUAUGGUCACCUGUUACUUUUGGUGUUAUGAAGCACUUUCUACUCAGCACAUUCAGGUAUAUGAUACAUUAUCAUUAACUAUAUUUGCCAUGCUCUGUAUAAAGUCUCAAGGAGUUAUUCAUCUUACAACUGAAAGCUUGUACCCUUUGACAAAUAAUUCGUUUCUCCAAUAACUCCUUACCCUGGGUAACCAUGAUUAUAUUUUUUCUGUACUGUGUAAUUAAGUAUGAUCACGUAGUACUUUUUUAUGUCUGGCGUAUUUCAUGUACCAUACUGUCCUCUAGGUUCAAUCCUGUUGUUCCAAAUGGCAGAAUUUCCUUCUCUGUUAAGGGUAAAUAUUCCAUUAUAUAUGUCACAUAGAUUGUUUCCAUACCUUGGCUAUUGUCAGUACUGUUGCAUUUAAUGUAAGAGUGCAUAUCUCUUUAGGUAGUCAUUUUAUUUCCUUGGAUGUAUGCCCAUAAUUGGUUUCUUGGAUCACUUGGUUAUUCUGUUUACAAAUUUAUGUGGAACCUCCAUACUGUUUUCCAAGUGGCUCUAUCAAUUUUUAUUCCAUUCAGCUGUGUAUAAGUGUUAGGAUUUUCUUCACAUCCUUGCCAGCACUUCCUGUCUGGAUUUUUUUCUACUUUUUUAUUUUUAUUUUUUGGUGGGACUGGGGCUUGAA
Molecule: messenger RNA, 6068 nt
Organism: Castor canadensis (American beaver)
Lineage: Eukaryota; Metazoa; Chordata; Mammalia; Rodentia; Castoridae
Biological process (GO): regulation of transcription by RNA polymerase II
Cellular component (GO): nucleus
Molecular function (GO): RNA polymerase II cis-regulatory region sequence-specific DNA binding; DNA-binding transcription activator activity, RNA polymerase II-specific
Source: RefSeq, a predicted model, not a curated record